This is a messenger RNA of Pomacea canaliculata, 1314 nucleotides long. RefSeq lists its product as uncharacterized. The coding region runs from base 181 to 1314 and encodes 377 amino acids. The record is from RefSeq and is a predicted model, not a curated record. The transcript has 7 exons. Lineage: Eukaryota; Metazoa; Mollusca; Gastropoda; Architaenioglossa; Ampullariidae.
CUUCGUGACACCGGAAGAAACAUCGAGUAGAAAUGACUUGAUCCGCCAUCUUUCCAUUUUCUUUUAUGACCAGAGUAACAGAGAAUGAAACGGAUGGGUUCCAUGUGUGGAGGAAGAGCACAGACUGCAGGUGCUGCCUCCCACUGAUGUCACCCUGUUUACAAGACAACUCUGUCAGCCAUGGCUGGUCAUCCGCCGUCUGCGACUCAACAGGGAACAGACGCCCAGACAUUCUGGCUCCAGUGGGUUGAGGCAUCGUUUCCUGACCUCGACUCUCGCGCCUACUUCCUGCCUCCUGUCUACUUCAACCGCGUGCCGAUGACUAGACAGUCGGUAGCUGGUCAGAAUGUUCUGGUCCUUCAGUCAGCACCUGGACAGGCUCGUCAGUGCAACAAACAGGGAAUGGGUCCACCUGUUGCUCGUCAGGUUGUCAGUCCUCAGCCUCCUCGAGUUCAGGACAGUGAUGUUAGAGACGAUGCCGCCAUGAAUCGGGUUCUCAUGUGUCUGCAGACAAUGUCUAAACAGAACAAAGAAGUUUUGGUAGGACUUAGUCAGCUGAAGUUCGGACAGUACUUGGGUGAACCUUGUUACUCAGCCGCAGUUGCCCAGUUACCUGUAGCCCUCAGUCUUCCAUCGUGUCUGCCACGAAACUGGAAACAAGGAGACUUUGAUGUACUUCUUCUUCACCGACAUUUUGGUUUGGUCGUACUUGAGGUGAAGACAUUUGGUGACAACCUACAGGAACUGAAAAUGUCACAGCAGGAAAUAGAUAAUCAAAUAAAAAAGAAGCUUAAAGAGGCCGUGUCACAGCUGGACAAGGCGGAGGCGAUGUUGUCUCACCUGGUGUCCGACAUCGCUCCCGGUCUGCGCAUCACUAAGACCAUCGCUUUGCCCAACCUCACGGCUCGUCAAGUACAGAAGGCUAUAGCUGGCGACACCCAAUUGACUCAAACCCUGUGUCAGUGUCUGGGAACAACAUCAGACCCGGCUGACAUCACAGGUGUGUGUCUGUGCUGUGAUCAGUUGUCUGACCCCAAGACACCGUGUGACGUCAGUAGUCACGUGCUGAGGGAACUCGGACACUGGUGGCAGCGACGUGUGGCUGGGGCUGGACCUGACAGUCACAUGACCAACGUCCUGUACAAAACUCUGGUCGCCAGGUUCUGUGGUCCGGCGACAACAGUGACUGUGCCAUGCACAUGUCCUCCACGUGUGAAUGCGACAAGAGUUUUAACAUUGAAAGGGCGACUUUAUGCUCUCGGCAUUUUGCCCCAGAAUGUAUCGCCACAACAGUUUGAGUUUAGGAGUGUAUGA